AUGGCAGAGGUGUCAUGGGAGCUUUUGAAGUACUUCUUGUACCUUCUUCAGGUAGUAGUACUGAGUUCAGAACAACUCAGAGUGAUUGGCUCAGAGGGGCCAGUCCUGGCUCCAUUGGGUGGAACCCUUGAACUCAGUUGUCAAUUGUCUCCACCACAACAUGCACAGCACAUGGAGAUUCGCUGGUUCAGGAACCUUUAUAUGCAGCCAGUGUACCUGUACAGGGAUGGUAAAGACAUGUAUGGAGAAACUAUCUCCAAGUAUGUGGAGCGAACUGAACUCAUAAAAGAUGCCAUUGGAGAAGGGAAAGUGACCCUCAGGAUUUUUAAAGUGGCAGUUGAUGAUGAUGGGCCAUACCGCUGCCUCUUCAAAGACGGUGAAAUCUCUGGAGAGCACAUUACAGAGGUCAAGGUCACAGCCACAAGCUCAGACCUACAGAUUCUUAUGCAUCCCCCUAAUACCAAAGGUGUGAUGUUGGAGUGUCAUGCAGGAGGUUUGUUUCCACUGCCUCAUAUGGAAUGGAGAGACAGCAAAGGGGAGGUCAUUCCAGCAACAUCAAAAUCCCAUUCACGGGAUGGAAACAAAUUGUUCAACAUGACAAUAGCCCUUCUUAUCGAAACCAGUUCCCACAGGAAUGUCACUUGCUAUCUUCAAAAUCGUCUAACUCACCAAGAAGAGAGCAUAUGUGUCAUCCUAUCAGGUGAACUGUUCUCAUGGAAAAUUGUUUGGAUAACGAUUUUGAGUACAAUAUUGUCUGUGCUAAUAGCCUUUCUCAUGAUGUCCUUUGUUCAGCAAAAUGUCAUACAUGGUAUCUGCUCUGAGAGAUUUUCUCAUUGGUUAAAGGGUUCAAUGGUAUUCAUGAUUUCAGUGUUUGCAAUUAUAGGAGUCAUGCUCAUUUUGCAUCUAAAACAAAGAGUCCCUGUUUCAGAUUCACAUUUUGAAUUGGACACUUUGUGGUUGGAAGAUAUUAGUGUGAUCCUGUGUGUGCUGAUAGUGUUCAACAUCAAGCUGACUUCAUUAAUUUACUUCAGAUUGGAAGGUGAAUAUGAUGAACGUGCACCUGGACGCAAACAAUAUUCCCGUAAAUUAAACACAAUAGCAAAGAUAUUGCAGUUGCUGUGCUUCAUAGUCUUCUCUGUAACGAUCCUUCUUGUGUAUCGGCUGUUACGGAAAAAAGGUUGGUGCAAAACCCAAUGGACUACUGCAACAGAUGAUAAGGAAAGCAGACGCAAUAAAAAACAGAUAAACAUUAUUUUGACCUUGGAAAACUUGAAGAAGAAAAAGAAGAAAAAGGGAAGGAAGGAUUGUAGUAGUCAGAGGGAUCCAGAAUACCAGGAGAUCAUGGUCUACAAAUCAAUUAAGCAGGGCUCAUAG
Peromyscus maniculatus bairdii (prairie deer mouse) is the source of this 1374-nucleotide messenger RNA. NCBI's taxonomy places the organism in Eukaryota, Metazoa, Chordata, Mammalia, Rodentia, Cricetidae. The record is from RefSeq and is a predicted model, not a curated record.